UUGUUUUGCAGGUCAGAAACACAACACGGUGAGGAGAAGAAAAAAAAGAAGGGGGGAAAAGGGUACAGGGUGUGCUGUGCUUUUAUACACAGAGAAACUGCGAAGGGACAAAGACGAGUGUGAGAGUGUUCUGCGGCGAAGAGGACAAACACAGAGAGGAAUAUGCCUUCAGAAAAAACGUUUAAACAAAGGAGGACGUUUGAACAGAGAGUGGACGAUGUGAGGCAGAUCCGAGAGCAGCAUCCCAACAAAAUUCCGGUGAUCAUUGAGAGGUAUAAGGGCGAGAAGCAGCUUCCCAUACUGGACAAGACGAAGUUUCUGGUUCCUGACCACGUGAACAUGAGCGAACUCAUCAAGAUCAUCAGGAGGCGCCUGCAGCUGAACUCUAACCAGGCCUUCUUCCUGCUGGUCAACGGUCACAGCAUGGUCUCGGUGUCUGCGGCCAUUUCCGAGGUGUACGAGCGCGAGAGGGACGAGGACGGCUUCCUCUACAUGGUCUACGCCUCCCAGGAGACGUUCGGAGUGGCGCAGUAAAUCCUCCUCCCGAGUUUCUCUUUCGGACACUGAUACAAUCCUUCGCUCCCGUCCUCCUCGCUCCCUCCUUCCUCGCGCAGAUGCCAGACGCCACAGGACCGAGACAGACGUCUUUCCUGUCCGUUUUUUUUUCUCCCGGAGCCGAUUUCGGAUCUUCGUUUUUACUCUGUGUUUGUUCUCGCUGUAAAGGAGUCGUUCCUUCUGUCCCUCAACACACACGUCAGCUAGCCUCCGAGCGACGGCGUGGCCGCAGACACGUGUGUGUUUCCUGUCACCUUCGUCAGCGUCAGGUCCGAGUCUGAUGAGAUCUGAUUACUUUAUGGUAUAGAAGUUGUCGCGAGUGUGAGUGUCGCUAAUCUAAACCUAUAGCGCGAGCCAGGUACAGCUCACCGUCCAUUCGAAGCUUCACGCAGUUUUUAAAAUUUAAUUUUCAUUUUUAAUUUUCUUUAUUUUGUUCUCGCGGCUCAGAGGUCCGGAUCGAUCUCCGAGCUGUACAGCGAUCUGCAGGUUGGACGUCAUAUCACAAUAUUUUACUGGAGUUUUAUCCGAUUUUGCUGCUUACUGAAAAGAGAAGCCAGCAACUGUGAUGAUAAACUAUACACACACACACACACACAGCUGGCUAGACCUGAUCAUUAGAGCUGCAGCGAUCCCACACUGACGUAUCCUCUCGCGCUUUGUUUUCCGAUCCGGUUUUUCUGUGAAAAUAAUGCAUCAUAUUUUUCACAUAACAGACUCAGCCCUCGAACCGCACGACGUUACAGGUCAGUCUUCACACCACCACCUUUUCACGCCUCAGAUUUAAUACGCCAACAGAUCUACGAUGGUUUUCUGGGCGGAGUCUCGGAGGUGAUGCGUUAGAUAGGGGCAGGGCUAAGACAAAAUGGUACGAGUCACAACUGGGAAAAAAAGUCACAUGACGAUGUGAAUGAAGCGCCACACCUCUCACGCACACGUCUUUUAAAAACAGAUCCGCCCCAAGCUUCGUUUGCGCUAAAAAAAAAAACCCUAGGAAGGUCUCCAGAGAACCCACAGCGAAUCUGAUGAGAACUCCACCCUUUUAAAGAUAAAAGCUCCUCCCUCUUUUUCUUUUCUUUUUUAAAUCUGUCCUUACUUUUUUGUGGGUUGCUUCAGGCGACUAAAUCAAUAAAUCUGUAAAAGCCGAGCUGUAUGAUUACGUAAGAUUGUAUCUCAGAUGCUGAUCAUAUCAUGCGUUUAGAUCGAAACAGGAAGCAGAAAAAGGAAACAGAGCUGCUUUGUGUUUGGAACACAGCCAACAUCAUCGCUUCUCUUCCAUCGCAUGCUUUUUAGAGUUUUAUUAGAGCUUUAAUUGCGCCUUUAUUUACAGAUGUGUCCCGUGUGUGUGUAUAUAUGUACACGUGGCUGUGUGAAUGGAACCGAGCAGAACCGUACGACAAAAACACUUUAGAUGCCUUUUAUCUUUUGCAUUUAGCCUGAAUGUUUUUAUUUAAAAGAAAUGUUUCCUUGUAAAAAGAAAAUGUCGGUAUGCUAAACGUCUGUGUAAGGAACAAAGUCAAGAACUAAAUAAACCUGAUUUCUUGGAAA
This is a messenger RNA of Hemibagrus wyckioides, 2100 nucleotides long. It is a transcript of the gene map1lc3b, whose product is annotated as microtubule-associated protein 1 light chain 3 beta. The record is from RefSeq and is a predicted model, not a curated record. The transcript has 4 exons. The coding region runs from base 163 to 534 and encodes 123 amino acids. Gene Ontology annotation, biological process: macroautophagy; autophagosome assembly; cellular response to nitrogen starvation. Lineage: Eukaryota; Metazoa; Chordata; Actinopteri; Siluriformes; Bagridae. Gene Ontology annotation, molecular function: ubiquitin protein ligase binding. Gene Ontology annotation, cellular component: cytosol; autophagosome; autophagosome membrane.